GAGUCCCUGUCCAUAAUUCUACUCCCCAACCAGUGACCACAAUGACUUGGCGGGCGCAGAAUCGAACCCUGCAAAUCUUGGCCGCGGCCGAGAAGGGUCGCUAUGGUGUCCUGGCGGCCAUUGUAUACAAUAUUGAACACAUCACGGCCUUUGUCCGGGCGGCCGAAAACCGCAGAUGCCCGUUAAUCCUCCAGUUGUUCCCCUCGUCGCGGAUACUCCUUAUUUGAUUCCAUCAUGGUGGACAUGAGUCAUUACGAGAGGGAGGAAAACCUCGCCAAGACGAGCACCUUGCGAGCAUGGUGUCACGGGCGGGGCAUCGCCGUUGAGGCGGAAACCGGGCGCAUCGCGGGAGGAGAGGAUGGAAUGGUUGGGACAGGAGGUCUUGCGGGCAUUCUCACCCAGGCCGAAGACGUAGAACAGUUUCUCGACGCUGGCGUUGAUUUUCUGGCCCCCCAGCGUGGGGAUUCUGCACGGCAAUUCUGGGCCGAGAGGAGCCGAACUAGACAUGAAUCGGUCGGUCGCUGAAACAUGCCAGGUGUUUUGAUGGAGGCGUCAUGGUGACUUGUGAUAGGCUGCGUCAGGUCCAUCGAGCAUUGCAUGGACGGGCGCGACUCGUCCUCCACGGCACCAACGACUUUUCGCCCGGAGUUGCGCCAGGCAUCCGUCGAGGCGGGAGUCACCAAGGUCAACGUCAACAAGCUGGUUUUGAAGCCGUGGCUGGAGCAUCUUCGCGAGACUGCGAGCAGCAGACCGCUGACACAGCUGAUGGGCGAGGGGAUUGAGUUGCUGACGGGCGAGAUGGAGAAGUGGAUGGUUGUGGGUGGGCAGCAGCGGGAAGGCGGCGCACUCAGACACACAAUACAAACAAACAUCAUACGCCGUGGCCUGAGGCCAUCGGACUUACUAAGUAUGUACGGAGUCCCUUUCGUCUUCC
Messenger RNA from Aspergillus saccharolyticus JOP 1030-1, 934 nucleotides. RefSeq lists its product as uncharacterized. The transcript is spliced from 3 exons. Gene Ontology annotation, biological process: carbohydrate metabolic process. Lineage: Eukaryota; Fungi; Ascomycota; Eurotiomycetes; Eurotiales; Aspergillaceae. The coding region runs from base 235 to 525 and encodes 96 amino acids. Gene Ontology annotation, molecular function: aldehyde-lyase activity; zinc ion binding. The record is from RefSeq and is a predicted model, not a curated record.